This is a messenger RNA of Cucurbitaria berberidis CBS 394.84, 5909 nucleotides long. RefSeq lists its product as uncharacterized. The transcript is spliced from 3 exons. Gene Ontology annotation, cellular component: nuclear pore inner ring. Gene Ontology annotation, biological process: RNA export from nucleus; protein import into nucleus. The record is from RefSeq and is a predicted model, not a curated record. The coding region runs from base 126 to 5765 and encodes 1879 amino acids. Gene Ontology annotation, molecular function: structural constituent of nuclear pore. NCBI's taxonomy places the organism in Eukaryota, Fungi, Ascomycota, Dothideomycetes, Pleosporales, Cucurbitariaceae.
CUUUAAGACGCCGAAGCUCUACGCGACCAGCACGCCAAACAUUUCAGCGGCACCCCACCCACGCGAACCAGCUCCUCUAUGGCCUUUGGAUAGCUGCCUCUCUACCAGCGCACUGUAGCGCCAACAUGGCCCCAACCCAAUCGCCCGAGCUUGACCUGUCCAAGUGCUUCCAGGGCGAGCAACAGCUCGUUACCUGGGAUAUCGCAUAUCGUGCCCUCUGCGACCCUGAAACCGCGUCCAGAAGCGAGGCUCUGCGCGCUUUCCUUACAUCGAGAGACAAUGCCGCCAUACUCAGCAGACCGUGGAAGCCGUUCCCAGACCCGUCAACACAGGAGAAGAGCAAGUUUGACUCAAAGACUGCGCCGAUAAGCGUCACGCCGUCGAGCAAUAGUCAAUAUAAUCUAGACGAGAUCAAAGAAGACAGCCUGUGGUUGUCCAAACAGGCGCAAAUAUCAGAAUAUGCAGCCUUGCACCUAGCUGUGCAGGAAUGGCAGAGCAGACCAACCACUCAGCUGCUCAGCGGGCUGACUGAAGAGGAGGCGCUGAGUAUACAGGAAGCUGCUGGCAUUGCAAAUCUCGGCGCAUCCACCUUCGUACCCAAUUCGUCCAUCCUUACCACACCGCUGGCAUCGAGAUCCACGCAGUUCGACACACAAGACCAGCGCAGACUCCGCAUAAUCGACAUCUAUCACUCGACUUGCGCUUCCAUCAUCCGAAUCAGCCAGCUCCUCGUCUCGUGGGGUUCGGCAUCCUAUUUGCGGAGUCAAACAAUCUACGGCAACGAGUACCUCACUAUAGGCGCUGGAUGGAUUGAAGAGCUUGGCCAGACUAUCGCCUCAACGCAGAAUGGAGCGUCCACGACCGGUUCAGGUGCAGGGGCGCUUGAUGAAUGCUUGAAAGCGGUGCAGAAGAGGUGCGAAUGCCUGGAAGGCGGCUACACUUGGACUGUGGCCGAUGCAAUACUGGAAUCUGCGUCCGAGAAAUGGGUGGCUGCUCAGACUACCGAGUUGCUACAUAUCCUGCAUCUGGCCCUUGUACACGCCGACUUGGUUACCAAAGGUUUCAUACCCGCUGCGACCAUUGAAGAUUGGCUCACAACUUUCAUGACUCGCAGCUUCUUCCGCGAAUUUGCAGCCGUUCCGCCUCGCCAGGAGCCACUCAUCCCUGUGAUUCAGCUUCUAACCUCCCUGAUAUCCUUGGCCAUCCUAAAAGUAGACCUCAUCAUCAACGACCUCGAUUCUGGCAACUGUAGGAACUGGGAUCCGUCAUCGUACAUUCUCAAUACCGGCGUCGUGGAGAAUAUCACCACUAUCUUCGGAGAGGCAAAGCUACUGGGUGCAAGCCCUGCUACGCCGCCCACCUUUGCCUGGGCCAUCCUCAUCUGGAAGCUCACAAAUCGAGCGAGCUAUGAAGAGCAAGAGCGCGAACGACUGCUUGAGUCCUCACAUGGCGCGCAGACAUCUUUGCCCGCACCUUCCGCACUCGAGGAAUCCGCGUUAUCCAUUGCGAAGCUCGAAACCCACGAGCUGUUCGACAACAAAAUGCCGUAUGAAGAGUUAGCUAAUGCUAGCUCAGCGGCUGGCGUUCUCGCCAUCAUCAACCAGCUGGUUGAGAUAGGCAUACCCGCGUUCGGCACUCCUAUCGAUCAGAUCUCUCGGGACCGAAUUCGACUCCUAUUCUUACAGCUCAUCCGCGCUGCCCUUGGCAGUGAUGUCGUGGAAUAUAGUCCAGACCUGAUUGUAGCUACAUACACUAUCUUGGCAGGCGACAAGACUUUCCGCAAUUGGGUGGACGCAGACGUCUCUCGUCAUACCGACCCGGUUGUUGCAUUCUUCCUCGAGGACGAGUAUGUUCUGAGGCCACUUCUUUUGAACGAGGCGCGUCUCCGGUACCCUUAUGAGAUGACGCCCUUCCUGAAAUUCUGUAGCGCUUUGACCCGCGGCGACAGAACAGUGCAAAAUGGUAUGCCGGCUUUUAUCGGCAAGCUCACAAAUACGAACCGACUGAUGCAACGCUUGCCAGAGGGCUUUAGAGAGUAUGCAUUAACGCGCGAGGAAGAAAACGCAAACUGGGUCGAGCUGACGGCGGACCUUCCACUUUUUUCAUCUGGGGCGCUACCAGGGUCGCGCAAUCAACGCCGCCUCUUGACGUCAGCCGCUUCGACUUCGACCGAUAUGCUUAUGACUAUUCCAGCCGGCACAGAGGGUAUCAUUGUCGAUGACAGCACGCAACCCUAUGUGGCGGUGUGGCAUCAUCAACACUCUACCUUGACAUAUCUUGCCCAACUGCUUUCUACAUACCCAGUCGGCAGUAGCAAGGUAGAGUGCACUACACAAGAGCCAGCGUCUCGUGAGAACGCACUCGAGAUCAUUGGACUCUUCGCUGACUUGAUACAUUCUUCAUUACAACUGUCUGAAGGAGUCUGUUCGAACGAGCUGCUGGAAGCACUUGGCGUCAGCACUGGUAGUAGUUCAGAUACCGUCAAUAUUGUACUUGCUGUUUUCGAGGAAGAGCUUCUGCGCCUUGGCCAAGAGCCGAACAACGAAGUAGCUUUGGAGCUUUUGGUGAACUGCACCCACUUCCUGGAAGCCCUUGUAGCCGUCGCCCCACAAAGAGUGUGGCCUUGGCUGACUAGGAGUCGGUUGUUAGAGGGCGACGGAAACGGGAGUUUGGCCGCGAUCCUGAUCGGCACGGAAAUGGUACUCGGCAGAUACGACUUCCUCAUCGGAUGCAUACGGCUUUACAAAGGACUGGUCAAAGACGCAGUCGACAGGUCUAUCGCUCGUAAAGCCCCCAGCAAAGCGUUAAGCCGCUUCAAUUCCUCUACCCCAUCUGAAAGUGGUACUUCAGACAAGAUCAUGAGUACAAUCCUCUUCACCUUCGGUCGAACACUAGCAAGCAUCUACGAAAGCUCAUUAGGUUGGAAAUACUCUAACCCAGAGCAUCGUCUAGAGAUUAACAUCGCUAUAUGCACUGUGUUCACGACAAUAUUGAAGCUUGCUUAUGGCGUUGACGAUGCGCUAAAGCUCUCCGCUAAGCUCACCAAGUCUAUCGCACCCAUUGCUGAGUACAUCACCCAGCUGUAUCUCACAAAGUCAGAAAACGAUCUACCAGCAAACCCGAUACUGGCGUCACUGGUCAUUGGAGCUGGCCCCGAAGACACAGCACUCCUCACUAGCUCUGCGGCAUUGUGGAGGCAGCAGACACAAGCAACUCUGACAUUGUCUGACAUUCUAGUUCGCGUCGCCAUACUAAUGAACAAACCCUGGACCCAUCUGGAGCAACAGCUUUUCAAAGCGACACCAUUGUUAGCACGGUUGUACGCUACAAGCGACAAGUGGAAGUCGCAAGUUGUCUUACUGCUAGAGACUCUUGUCCGCGGCGCUGUCCGUAUCAUAGGGCCAGAAGACGCAGAUAUGGGGGAUUCGGACGCGAAGCAACUUGGCCGGAGAAAAAAGGACCAGCAGGAACCACCUUCGCUACUUGGACACCUAGGGCCUCGAACAGCGAAAAACUUCCUGAGUGUGCUGUCUGUAUUAGACGAGCCGUUGCGGAUAGUUGAAAUCCAGACAAAUGUCUGGAAUCUGUUGUCCGCAGUAGUGACCUGCAAACAGCAAUGGUUUUCCUUGUACUUGCUCACCGGCAACACUCCACGCGAGUCACUCCGAAGCAAGGCCGAUACGGCUCCAAAUUCAAGGAAUAAGGCUUUACUCACUCGAGCGCUGGACGCGCUUUCCAGCCUAACCCUACCAGAGAAGGAGACAAACGACAUUCCAUGGCCACUGUACACAGCCAUGCUCGAGUUUGUUUCGUCAGCACAAAACAAUUGGUCGUGGGCGAUGGGUGACCUGCGUCAACGGAAAGACUUGAUCCAGAAACUGCUCGCCUUCCUUAAAUGGAUGGCAAAGCAAUCUAAACAACCAAGACACAACGCUGAAAUUCUGGAGCGCUCCUACCAGAACAGGUUUGCAUCGCUAGCAUGUGAAGUCAUCGCAAUGUAUCUUCACAGCUCACGGCAAGUCGGCGACAUUACUGCACUCAAGGAUGUUGUCCCAAGCCUGGGGUAUUUGGAGGAGGCUGCGUUGGACUUGCCAUCAUACAAUGUGUCACUGCACGGCUACCUGAAGCAAAAUCUCGAGAGACAGUAUCCCGGUGUCUCGCUAGCCAACCUAAAGCGGACAACUCUCUACCCCGAGUCCUUCGGCCGAACGUUCUUCUACGAUACUGAGCUUGCUCAGCAGCUCUUAGGGUUUGACAGCAAAUGGUCUGGACCCAGGGAAGGCACAGGCUUCGCGAAUGAGGUCGAGAAAGCGAACUACAACCUUGGGCUAGUGGAAUCACAAGUUCUACUACUCCAAGGCUGGAAGCUACUAUCAUUGGAGCUAAGCCAUGUUGUCGCUAAGGACGAUCGACUAACGAAAAUCCUCAUCGGCGUCAUCAAGAAGUGUAUGGAGGCUAAUACACAAUCGAACCUACCCGAGGCAUUAUUCGGGCAGCUCAUGAUCGCGCGAGCUGAUCUUGCGUUCGCUCUUCUGAAGAAGCUCGUCGAAGCAAAGGUUCAGACACCGGAGGCACGCCAGCUCCUCACACCCAUUUGGAAUGCUGUUCGAGCCUCCACUCCAAAUUUCGAUGAUGUCUUCUCCACAGAUGCUGUACAUUACCACCGCUCCUUACUGCGUAUAACUUACCUCGCCCUUCACUUCCAUCUGAUUGAAGAUUCUGAUCAAUCAGAGGAUGCUUCAUUCCGCUCCAGCUUCCGCGGCACAAUGCCGACAAGUCACAACUCCUACACAGAGCCCAUCUCAACCCAACUACUCGAAGUCCUCUCCGACGCAGUAGCCAAGGGCUUCCGCAGCCUAGCCACUCAGCUGCACGCCGAACCCUCUUCUGUCUCACCCUCGGAUUUUGCCCUCCUUACCGCUCUCCUCCAGCGCAUCAUCGCUAUCCCGGAAAUGGCCAAGUGGCAAACGCAAGCUGCGCUUCUCUUCGCAAAUAGCAACACUAUCCGCUACGCAACAAGCUUGUUCUCGUGGUCCGAUCGUCUGACACUACCAAAUAACGGUGUCAACGAUCCCAUCUAUGGGGAGCUAAGCUUACUAUUCCUACUCUCUCUGUCGAGUAUCCAGGCACUGGCGGAGACAAUGGCAGUCGAAGGCCUACUUAGCCAAAUCAACACAGCGAACCUGAUGAACUACUACCGUCGUCCCAACGGCAUGGGACCGUUCGACACUCCAGCCCGUCUUUACUCUAUCUGGACAAAGGGCAUACUUCCCUUGUGUCUGAACCUCCUGCUCUCUGUCGGCCCACCCAUCGCCGCGGAAAUCUCGUCCUUCUUAAACCAGUAUCCUGAACAGCUACUCCGUGCGUCGCAUUCGGUUAAUUCGAAUCCCUCGUCUCGCUCAUCAGCAACGAAAAUCACUCUAUCUGUCGCUUCGGAAACACAUUCCCUUGCGCUCAUUUCUACCAUCUUGGAAAACGUGCGUAAACAGGGUCCAAAGCUGGGUAUACAGGCCAACGACGUUGCGCUGUUGGACUGGGAUAAGGAGAAUGUCAAAGAGGAUGUGGAGAGCUGGUUGAGUAGGAAGGGGGCGCUAAGGGAGCGUAUUGUUGCUAUGGAUGAGCGUGAGGUGGAGAUGCUUGGUAGGAAGCGGGGUCAAGGAGAUGAUGCUCUGAAUGAGCUUGAAGAGAAAGUCUUGGCCGAACUGGAGGAUGCGGGUCGAUGUUUGGGGUUGGGCAAUGGUAAUGGCAACGGGAAAGAGAAAUGAGUUGGCAAGGAAGUGUGCUUGCCGUGGUCUAUCACAUUAGAAAAGCGUUGGAGUUAUCUUCUUUCAUAUAUCUUUGUAGAACGACAAUGGUACCUGGUAGCUUGAUUUAGCAAUGUCACGGUUCUCGAGAUCAUUUGAAAAUAC